GCCGUUAAGGGGUGGGUCGGUUGCGCUCUGCGCACGCGCUGCCUGUGGCGGCUUCAGCCUUUCGCGGACGGCAGCCGCGUGGAGACAAACUUAUGCAGCGCCAGCCGCGGUAACGACCCUCGCGGCCAAUGCGGAGUCUUUGACGGGACGGCGAGCGCCGAGGGACACACCAGGUCGGAAUGGCGGCCAAGCGGAUCACCCAGGAGACGUUUGACGAUGUUGUGCAGGAGAACAUCAGCGACCUUGGCAUGGAUCCGGAAGAGGCCGUGAUCGAAGCCGUCCAGCAGUUUGAGUCUCAAGGUGUUGACUUAAGCAACAUAGUGAAGACAGCCCCCAAUUCCGCCUCUGUGGAUGGGGAAGAGCCACAGCAUGCUGUUUUGCAGACGCUGGACUCCUUGCAGAAGGCAGUUGCUGAUGCCGACUCGGGCGCGGUGGACGAGCUGCUGGUGAGCUUUGCGGAGCAGUGCCGGCAGGAGAUGGCCGUCCGCUACUUGGCGGGGCAGAAGGGCGCUUAUCCUGCCGUGCUGGCCGCCUGCCGCCUGGCUUGUGAGGAAGGCUGCUCCCUCCUCAAAGCCCUCCGCGCCCUCUCCGCCCUCCUGGACGGCCAGCCCGACUUCCUCGAUGCCCCCGGGCAGGAGCUGCUUCUGCGGGUCUUGCGGGAGCGGCAGGACGAUGGCGACCUGACCUUGGCCACGAUCCGCUGCGUCCGGCAGGCGUCCCUCAAGCACGAGCAGAACCGGCAAGACCUGGUGAAAGGCGGCGUCCUCUCCCUGCUUGUCAGGGCCGUUGUCCGCCAUGGGGACCGGGCCGAUGUGGUCCGGGAGGCCUGCGCGGGGCUGCGCUUCAUGACCUUCGACGACGAUAUCCGGGUGCCCUUUGGCCACGCCCACGAGCACGCCAAGAUGAUCGUGACAGAGCACGGCGGACUGAGGGUCCUCAUCGAAGCCGCCAAAGCCUUCCCUGACGACUGCAGCGUCCUGAGGGAGAUCUGUGCCACUCUGGGGCGCCUCUCUGUCCGGAACGAGUUCUGCCAGGAGAUUGUGGACCUGGGCGGUUUAAACUUCAUGGUGGCGCUGCUGGCCGACUGCAUUGACCACCAGGACCUGGUGAAGCAGGUGAUGAGCGCCAUCCAGGCGAUCGCGGGCAACGACGACGUGAAGGACGCCAUCGUCAAUGCCGGAGGGACAGACCUCAUCGUGCUGGCCAUGACUCGGCACCUCGGCAGCCCUUUGGUGUGUGAGCAGAGUUGUGCGGCCUUGUGCAUGCUGGCGCUGCGGAAGCCCGAGAACUGCCGGGUCAUCAUGGAAGGGGGCGGGGCCUUGGCAGCGCUGCAGGCCAUGAAGAUGCACCCCAAGGAAGCUGGCGUGCAGAAACAAGCCUGCAUGCUGAUCCGCAACCUCGUCUCCCACACUCGGGAUUUCUCCCAGCUCAUUCUGGAAAUGGGCGCUGAGGACUUGAUCGCCGAGGCCCGGGCCGCCCACCGGACGUGCGAGGACGUGGCCAAGGCCGCCUUGAGGGACCUGGGCUGCCAGGUGGAGCUGAGGGAGCUCUGGACGGGCCAGAAGGGCAGCCUGGCGCGUUGACACCUGGAGACGCCGGGAAACGGGGGGUUGGAAGUGGUGGGGAUGAGCGGAGAGCAAGAUGGACUUGCAGAUGGGAAUAAACGCAGCCCAAGGGAGAAGGAGGGUGUUGGCCUUGGCUGCCAUUAGCUGCACAGGCCCCGGAAAUUCACCGGUGCGCCGCCAUUUACUUUUCUGAGCCAAGUCUUCUGUGUGGUCCUGGUUGUUAUUUUAAAUAUCUGCCGCUUCAAGAACUUGACUGGACGACCCUAGAGAAUGGAGUGGCGCCUGCAGAGAAAGCUUCCCUUUCUAUAAAAAUCUCCAAGAGCAAAAGGCAGCAACAAUGGUGCGGGGGGGGGGGGGAGGCUGGCAGGCUGCUUUUCCAUUUACAGUUGUAUUUUGGCCCUACCCUGGCUCUCCAUAUCGCCAGGGCAGGGCUGGGCCUGGCAGGCUUCUCCAGCUUCAAUUAGGCAACCACUGCUCCCUGCUGUCCUCCAUUCUUCUUCCAGAUGUGCCAUCCUCUGGCCCUUGGCCGUUCUUUUUCCUCUUGUGUCAUCAUGCUGCUGGUUUAAAGCAAUCAUGUGCCUGUCUCAUUUUUGUUCUCUACGGUUCUCCUCUUUGGUCUCAUGAUAGUUACAAGAAAGGAGAUUCCAACUAAACAUUAGGAGUAACUUUCUGUUGUUGGCAAGAUCCGUUCGGCAGUGGAAUGGUCUCCUUUGGGAGGUUGCAGACUCUCCUUCCUUGGAGGUUUGGAAGCAGAGCUUGGAUGGCCAUCAGCUGAGAUUCCGGCAUUGCAGAAAGUUGUACUAGAGGACCAGGGAAUCUCUUCCUACUCAACCAUUCUCAUUCUAGUUGGAUAAAAGUUGGCUCUCUCA
Messenger RNA from Podarcis muralis (Common wall lizard), 2434 nucleotides. The record is from RefSeq and is a predicted model, not a curated record. Lineage: Eukaryota; Metazoa; Chordata; Lepidosauria; Squamata; Lacertidae.